AUGAGCGGCUGCGGCCUGGGCGGCGGCAUUGACUCGGACGACCCGUUUGACUCAGAAGAUUCAAUGAUGGACUUUCCUGUGCCGCCCAUGCCGGUGCACGAGAUCAUGCGCUGCCUGCACUCCUCCGCUGCUGAAAUGGCCGCUGAAGAUGGCAACCCUGAAGGAAUCGAGAAAAUCCCCUCUGGCGGCGGUGCUGGUAACCCUACCACAUGUGGUAACCCUACUACUUCCGGUAGCCCUGCCUCCGCUGCACGAACCACCGCUGCUGCGAAGGACGAUCAACACGAGGUGGCAUCAGCAGGGAAUGCGGAGGGCACUCCUCUACUAAGCAGGACUACUUCUUCGACCAGCGCGUCUCUCCGGAGCUUCGUGCUUGCUGGAGCAGGGAUGGAGGCAGGGCCGGAGACUGACAGCACUCCCAUGCAGGCAGCUCCCUGCGCCUCUCCUCGGGGCUCCACCCCUGCUGCUGCAGGGCUGGCUUCAGCAGCCUCGUCCACUGAUUCGUCGCCGCUUGCAGCGAGUGCUACUACAAAGGCGGGGCAGGUAGCUGAGUCAUCCAGUGAUCGGGCCGACAGCAGGAAGUGUCUGGACGAGCACAACAAGGCCAUCAGUUCUUCUGUUCCCAUCCCACUGCCCCUCACACUGCACCUCUCACUGCUCCUCCCACUGCCCCUCACACUGCCCUUCACACUGCCCCUCACACUGCCCCUCACACUGCCCCUCACACUGCCCCUCACACUGCCCCUCACACUGCCCCUCACACUGCCCCUCACACUGCCCCUCACACUGCCCCACACACUACCCCUCCCUCUGUUUUCCACCCCCCUCGACAACCUCCUUCCCUUCAGCCCUCCCCAAUGUCACGCCACCACCCGUGUUACACUCCCAAGCACCAGCCAAACCCUUGUUCAGACCCACAGUGCACUUUCGAUACUCCUCUCCACCCAUCUCCUGCACUUCUAA
Closterium sp. NIES-65 is the source of this 963-nucleotide messenger RNA. The record is from the annotation of a GenBank genome assembly. Lineage: Eukaryota; Viridiplantae; Streptophyta; Zygnematophyceae; Desmidiales; Closteriaceae.